This is a messenger RNA of Ostrea edulis (European flat oyster), 1446 nucleotides long. Its product is annotated as phosphatidylinositol-glycan biosynthesis class W protein-like. The transcript is spliced from 7 exons. Gene Ontology annotation, cellular component: endoplasmic reticulum; membrane. Lineage: Eukaryota; Metazoa; Mollusca; Bivalvia; Ostreida; Ostreidae. Gene Ontology annotation, molecular function: glucosaminyl-phosphatidylinositol O-acyltransferase activity. Gene Ontology annotation, biological process: GPI anchor biosynthetic process; protein localization to plasma membrane. Bases 26 to 1441 code for a protein of 471 amino acids. The record is from RefSeq and is a predicted model, not a curated record.
GCUUUAUUUUCAAGCGUGCGUGAAAAUGAAAACAAACAUGUCUACAGAUCAGUCUUCAUAUAAAGAACUAAAAGAACAGUUUGUCAGUGGGCAUCAAGGGUCAUCAGCUGUAGAAAUAACGUUGAUUUAUUUGGGCAUAGUAUGUUGCGUUCUUCUACACGAGGCUUGCAAUUUUAAACCCAGAAAUCAAUGGUACCACAUGAUCAUUGACUUCCUGGUUCUUGUCUUCCCUGGCCUCCUCUCCGUUACAAUCCUCAGUGAAUCCAAGAUUGUAGUCAUUGUGUUUCUCUUGUGUGUGGCAGCUUUUUUAUUUAUUACUAAUACUUCAAAGGAAAGCAAGACAUAUUACCAGUCAACUGUUCCUUUCCUUAGACAAACUUUCAACAAGAGACUGGAUUUUGUCAGUAAUUUUAGAGCAUAUGCCUUAAUUUGCACAUCCAUAUGUAUUCUAGCUGUAGACUUCAAAGUUUUUCCUAGAAGAUUUUGCAAAUCGGAAACUUUUGGAACAGGGUUGAUGGACACUGGUGUAGGUCUUUUUAUAGUAGGAAAUGGAAUUGUUUCACCAGAAUCACGAAACAGCGUAAGAAGUACAAAUCUUAAAAGUUCUAUUUUAUCAUCUUUUCCUCUCAUUGUCCUUGGAUUGGGUCGUGUGCUUUCAACAAAAGGUGUCAACUACCAAGAACAUGUGACAGAGUAUGGAGUGCAUUGGAACUUCUUCUUUACAUUAUCUGCUGUUAAGGUAGGCUCAAGUCUACUGUUGAAUCUUCUUGGAAACAGAAAUCUCACAGGACCUGGCAUACUUUUGAUCGUGGUUUAUCAACUGUUUCUCACCAAAUUUGGUCUGACUGAGUACUUGGAUCUGGGAGCUGAUGGUCAAGGUGGCAGACAUGGAUGGUUUGAUUCCAACAGAGAGGGGAUUGUGUCUUGUGUGGGCUACCUGUCAUUGUACUUUUUUGCAGUGGAACUAGGAAAACAUAUAUUUAACAAAGAGAGGAAGACAGUAGAGGACUGGGUGCCAUUUGCUGGAGUUCUAUUUGUUCUUCAAGCUCUACUCUGGGUUCUGAUGGUUUGGUCUGAGGUUCAUGUCCAGGAAGUUUCCAGGCGCUUCGCUAACUUUGCCUACGUUGUUUGGAUCAUGGCCUUGUCAGUAUUUGAGUUAACUUUGCUGCUAAUUACAGAACUGUUUAGUUCUUUUCAAUCAUUCACGUUAUCUAAAGACAAGGAGGAGGGAGAUGACAUGUGCCUGUUGUCAGCCGUGAAUUAUAAUGGAAUAUUGUGUUUUCUGUUGGCAAAUGUCUUCACUGGACUAGUCAAUAUGACUGUAGAAACUCUACAAUCUUCACCAUCAAAAAGCAUGGCAAUACUCAUCAUCUACAUGGGAAGUUUGAGUUUUGUAACAACAAUACUGUACAAAUGGAAAAUGAGAUUAAAAUUCUGGUAACAUUG